Penicillium expansum is the source of this 975-nucleotide messenger RNA. Its product is annotated as Short-chain dehydrogenase/reductase SDR. The transcript has a single exon. NCBI's taxonomy places the organism in Eukaryota, Fungi, Ascomycota, Eurotiomycetes, Eurotiales, Aspergillaceae. The record is from RefSeq and is a predicted model, not a curated record. Bases 1 to 975 code for a protein of 324 amino acids.
AUGGGAGUCACCUGGUCGCAGAUUUUCCCGCCCCCUCCUAUUCUGACCGAAGCCAAUCUACCCAGUCAGAAAGGUAAAGUCUUCAUCGUGACUGGAGGCUAUUCGGGAGUUGGUUUUGAACUAUGCAGAAUUCUUUAUCGAGUAGGGGGAACAGUCUAUCUCGCCGGUCGGUCUGAAGAAAAAGCAUUGGAUGCGAUUGCGAAGAUCAAAAGCUUGUGUACCCCGACUUCCCAAGGAGGAAACAUAAUUUUCCUCCCUCUAUCGCUAGACGACCUAAGAACCAUAAAGCCUGCAGUGAAGAGAUUUACCACAGCUGAAUCUCGUCUGGAUGUUUUAUUCAACAACGCUGGUGUCUCUUACCCUCCUCAAGGGACGUCGCCCCAGGGCCACGACAUGGAAUUGGCAACUAAUUGUCUCGGGCCGCAUCUUUUCACUCAGCUUCUUUUGCCGAUACUACGGCACACGGCUAUAAUUACACCUAUCGCCAGUGUACGGGUCAUCUGGACAGCGUCGAUUGUCUUUGAUGCAUUUGCGCUUGAGACUGGGAUAGAGCUUGCAGAACUAUUUCAGAAAGACGCAGACAAAUCACGCAAUUAUCUCAACACCAAAGUGGGAAACUGGUUUUUGGCAGAUGCCCUCGCCAGCCAGAUUGGUGGAGAUGGGGUAUUAAGCCUGGUGCAGAACCCAGGGAAUAUCAGGACAAACAUUAUGCGCCAUAGUCAGGCUCUUGUCCCUUUGAUGCUUGGGCCGUUCCUUUAUACCCCUAGGUUUGGGGCAUAUACUGGAAUCUGGUCGGCUUUUGCGAGUGAUCUGAAAAUUGAUGAUGGGGGAAAGUAUAUCUUGCCCUGGGGGCGUAUGCACCCGUGCCCAAGGGAGGACUUAUUGCAAGCUAUGCAAGGGAAAGAAGAAGGGGGCACUGGGGUUGCAGCGGCGUUUGUACAGUAUUGCGAUAACCAGAUCGCAGCGUUUCUAUAG